Alosa sapidissima (American shad) is the source of this 9293-nucleotide messenger RNA. RefSeq names its product sidekick cell adhesion molecule 2a (gene sdk2a). NCBI's taxonomy places the organism in Eukaryota, Metazoa, Chordata, Actinopteri, Clupeiformes, Clupeidae. The transcript has 45 exons. Gene Ontology annotation, molecular function: protein binding. The coding region runs from base 593 to 7369 and encodes 2258 amino acids. The record is from RefSeq and is a predicted model, not a curated record.
ACUGCAAUCCCGCGCCGUGCACCUCCGCGUGCCUCCUUGUUCUAUACGGCUGUCUAAAGCGUUUGAGUUAUUUCAGUCUGCACGAAAAGCUAUGCCACCUGGAGUGCCAUCACACCCUGAAGCUUGGAGUUCUGACUUAUUUUUGCGGUUUGGACUACAUGUCGCGAAGUCGUCAUCUCUGUGCACUUUAAGCAGCCCAGUGGUAGAAGUCUAGUAUCCAGAGACAUUAAGAAAAUACAUGUCAACUGGUUUUAAAUUCACCAUUAGAGGAAUCACUUGGAAUUGUUCUUGACAGGAGUUCUUUUUGUGUUCGCCCAAAUAUCUAUACGGUACUGUAUUUUCACAGUCAACAUAACUUUGACUGUCCGGCACAAUUACACUUAGCUGGACCAUCGGCAGCUUUAGACAGCCCUGGCAUUAUUGUGUUUCAUAGACUCCACCUCAGCUCAGCCCUCACUGGACCUCUCGCACUGAGCCUCAGCAUCUGCAAGCCAGUCAGUGCUCCCGCGGAACACUCGCGCCGAAUACACGCAGCCGGCUUGACGCGCGCACUGUCUCCUUGGGACUCCGGGGAAACUGGCUGUAGAGCAACAUGUUUCCAGCGUGGCGUGGACGGACGCUCGCUGUCGGCUCAGUGUCACUUUGGACCAUGUUCUGGCGUUCGUUCGGACUGAAGUGUGCAUUCAGCUGGUUGUUGAUUGCUUUGCUCAUCCACUGUUCAAGAGCUCAAGAUGACGUUCCCCCCUACUUCAAAAUGGAACCGAUCCCGACUCAGGUCCAUCUGGAGGGGAACCGGCUGGUGCUCACCUGCAUGGCCGAGGGAAGCUGGCCUCUCGAGUUCAAGUGGAUCUACAACGGAACCGAGCUGACACGCUUCUCUCUCGAGUACAGGUACGUGAUCCCAGCGCUGGACCGCGCCCACGCAGGGUUCUACCGGUGCAUCGUGCGGAACAGGGUGGGCGCCCUGAUGCAGCGGAGUACUCAGGUGCAAGUGGCCUAUAUGGGGGGUUUUGUGGAGGGCGAGCGCACCCAGGCUGUGUCCCAGGGAGAGGCAGCGGUCAUCCUGACUCCUCGGAUCCACAGCUACCCCAGGCCCCAGAUCACAUGGUUCAGAGACGGACGCAAGAUCCCCCCCAGCAGCCGCAUAGCGAUCACCCUGGACAAUACCCUCAUCAUCCUGUCCACUGUUGCCCCAGACGCCGGCCGCUACUACGCACAGGCCGUCAAUGACAAGAACGGAGAGAACAAGACGAGCCAGCCAGUUACCCUGACAGUGGAGAACGUAGGUGGUCCUGCAGACCCCAUUGCUCCCUCCAUCAUUGUUCCCCCGAAGAACACGAGUGUGGUGGUGGGAGCUUUUGAAGUCACACUGGAGUGUGUGGCCAAUGCCAGGCCCCUUGUGAAGUUGGCCAUCACGUGGCGUAAGAACGGUCAGGUGUUCACGCGUGGCAUCCGUGACUUUGGCCGGCGAGUGACCAUCAGUGGGCCACUGGUGAGCGACAGCGGCUACUACGAGUGCGAGGCCUCCCUGCGUAGCAGCCGAGCGCCCACCGUCAAAGCCGGGGCUUACCUGCACGUGCUCGAACACCCAAUGUUUGUGAAAGAGCCUGAGAGACACAUCAGUGCAGAGAUGGAGAAGGUAGUGGACAUACCCUGUCAGGCCAGAGGAGUCCCCCAGCCUGAUAUCGUGUGGUAUAAGGACGCCGCACCCAUCAGUCCCGUCAAGACGCCCCGCUACAGGGUCCUGGUCGGUGGCAGCCUGCAGAUCAACGGCCUGUUACCGGACGACACCGGAAUGUUCCAGUGCUUCGCCCGCAACUUGGCCGGCGAGAUCCAGACCAACACCUAUCUGGCUGUCACCAGUAUCGCGCCUAACAUCACGGCGGGGCCUGCAGACAGCGCCGUGAUUGACGGCAUGUCCGUCAUCCUGCACUGCGAGACCGCCGGAGCCCCGCGGCCAGCCAUCACGUGGCAGAGAGGUGGGCGGCCCAAUCAUGUCAGCGCAACGCAACGCACCAGUGGUUUCUACCCCGGAACCAAUCGGAUGAUGUGGGGUGAGCGUGUGUUGGCCAGUGGGUCAGUGCAGCUGCCUCGCUUCACGUUGCUGGAGUCGGGCAGUCUGCUCAUCAGCCCCUCUCACCUGUCUGACGCCGGCGGCUACACCUGCAUGGCCAGCAACUCCCGCGGCAUCGACGAGGCCUCCGCCGACCUGGUUGUCUGGGCUCGGACACGCAUCACCAACCCCCCACAGGACCAGAGCGUCAUCAAAGGCACCAAGGCCACCAUGACCUGUGGGGUCACCCACGACCCGAGUGUCACUGUCAGGCACGUCUGGGAGAAGGGGGGCUCGGCCAUCGACGUGGGGGCCGUGCCCCGCAUCCGCCUGGACUCGGAUGGCACGCUGCACAUCUUCCAGACCUGGUCAGGAGACAUCGGCACCUACACCUGCAAGGUCACCUCUGUCGGGGGCAACGACACGCGGAGUGCCCACCUCCGUGUUAGGCAGCUUCCUCACUCCCCUGAGAACCCAAUGGCCACCCUGAGCCUCACGGAAAAGCGCAGCAUCAAUCUGACCUGGGCACAGGCCUUUGACGGGAACAGCCCCCUCAUCCGCUACAUCCUGGAGGUGUCGGAGAACAAUGCUCCGUGGACCGUGCUCCUGGCCAACAUUGACCCCGAGUCCAACAGCGUGUUGGUGGGCGGACUAAUCCCGGCGCGCUCCUACCAGUUCCGCCUGUGCGCUGUCAACGACGUGGGCCGAGGCCAGUUCAGCCGCGAGACGGAGCGUCUGUCUCUGCCAGAGGAGCCCCCCAGCGCUCCCCCUCAGACCGUGAUCGCCAGCGGCCGCACCAACCAGUCCAUCAUGAUCCAGUGGCAGCCGCCCCCAGAAAGCCAUCAGAACGGCCCACUGCAGGGCUACGUCAUCAGGUACUGUCUCUCGGGUCUGCCGGUGGACUGUCAGAUCAAAAACAUCACCAACCCUGACCAGACCAACAUGCUGCUGGAGGACCUCAUCAUCUGGACCAACUACGAGAUCGAGGUGGCGGCCUACAAUGGAGCUGGACAGGGCAUCUUCAGCCACAAGGUCACCGAGUGGACUCUGCAGGGAGUGCCCACUGUUCCCCCGGGUAACGUCCAGGCCGAGGCUGUCAACUCCACCACCGUGCGUUUCACUUGGAACGCCCCGAGCCCCCAGUUCAUCAACGGCAUCAACCAGGGCUACAAGCUCUUGGCGUGGGAGGCUGGCCACGAGGACCAGGACCACGCCGCCAUGGUAACGGUGCGCCCCAACUUCCAGGACAGCGUGCACGUUGGCUACAUCUCGGGCCUGAAGAAGUUCACCCAGUACUUCACCUCGGUGCUCUGCUUCACCACGCCGGGGGAUGGGCCGCGCAGCCCGCCCCAGAGAGUGCGCACCCACGAGGACACCCCUGGAGCCGUGGGUCACCUGAGCUUCACGGACAUCCUGGACACCUCUCUGAAAGUCAGCUGGAAAGAGCCGCACGAGAAAAACGGCAUUCUCACUGGCUACCGCAUCUCUUGGGAGGAGUUCAACCGCACCAACACCCGGGUCACCCACUACCUGCCCAACCAGACCCAGGAGUACCGCGUCACCGGCCUGACAGCCCUCACCACCUACACCAUCCAGGUGGCCGGCAUGACCUCCAAGGGCCAGGGCCAGCUCUCGUCCUCCACCAUCUCCUCCGGGGUCCCGCCAGAGAUGCCGGGACCCCCCACCAACAUCGCCAUCUCCAACAUCGGCCCCCGCACGGUCACUCUGCAGUUCAAACCCGGAUAUGACGGCAAGACCUCCAUCUCACGCUGGCAGGUGGAGGCACAGAUCGGUGUUAUCGGAGAAAACGAGGAGUGGGUCACGGUUCACCAGCUGGCCAACGAGCCAGACGCCCGCUCUCUGGAGGUCACUGGCCUCAAUCCAUACACCUUCUACAGGUUCCGCAUGCGGCAGGUGAACAUCGUCGGCACCAGCCCCGCCAGCCAACCCUCCAGGAAGAUCCAGACGCUGCAGGCUCCUCCGGACAUGGCACCUGCCAACGUGACCUUGCGCACGGCCAGCGAGACUAGCCUCUGGCUUAGAUGGGUGCCUUUGCCAGAGUGGGAGUACAAUGGGAACCUAGACCUGGUGGGCUACCGGGUGCAGUACGCACGGGCCGGGUCAAAGGCUGGGGUCCUGUCCCACGUCAUAGCGGACCGCCUGGAGCGGGAGUUCACCAUCGAGGACCUGGAGGAGUGGACCGAGUAUGAGGUGCGCGUUCAGGCGUUCAACGGCAUCGGGUCCGGACCCCUGAGCCCGUCCAUCAUCGGGAGGACCCGCGAGUCCGUGCCCUCCUGCGGGCCCAGUAACGUCUCGGCCUUCGCCACCACCUCCAGCAGCAUCCUGGUGCGCUGGGGAGAGGUCCUCCUGCACGACCGCAAUGGCCUCAUCCUGGGCUACAAGGUGGCCUACAAGGAGAAGGACCUGGACACAGACCUGCGGUUCUGGACGGUGGAGGGCAACAACAGCCACAGUGUGCAGCUGACGGGGCUGGGAAAGUACGUGCUGUAUGAGAUCCAGGUCCUGGCCUUCACGCGUAUCGGAGACGGCCGACCCAGCUCUCCGCCCAUCCUGGAGAGGACCCUGGAUGAUGUGCCUGGUCCUCCGAUGGGCAUCCUCUUCCCUGAGGUGCGCACCUCCUCGGUCAGGCUCAUAUGGCAGCCCCCUGCCCAGCCCAACGGCAUCAUCCUGGCCUAUCAGAUCACCUAUAGGCGGAAUUCGUCCAAUAGCAACACGGCCACGGUGGAUGUGCUCAGCCCCAGUGCGCGUCAGUACACGGCGACCGGCCUGAAGCCUGAGAGUGUGUAUGUGUUCCGACUGACUGCUCAGACCAGGAAAGGCUGGGGAGAGGCGGCCGAGGCGCUGGUGGUUACCACGGAGAAGAGAGCUCGCCCACAGCCCACCAGCAGGCCUGUGGUGCCCCAGGAGGAAGUCCAGGCCAGGAGUGUGCUGUUGUCAUGGGAACCAGGCAGCGAUGGCCUCUCCCCCGUCCGCUACUAUACGGUCCAGUACCGAGAGCUGCCGGACAGUAACUGGACUGUGCACUCGGCCUCGGUCAGCCAUGAGGCCAGCUCCUAUAUUGUGGACAAACUGAAGCCGUUCACCUCCUACCAGUUCAGGGUGAAGGCCACCAAUGACAUUGGAGACAGUGAAUACAGUGAAGACAGCGAGGCCAUCACCACCUUGCAGGAUGCCCCAGACAAAGCUCCCACAAUCCUCUCCGUCACGCCACACACCACCACAUCUGUGCUCGUCCGCUGGAAGCCUCCAUCUGAGGAGCAGAUCAAUGGCAUCCUGCUGGGCUUCCGGGUGCGCUACCGAGAGCUGCACUACGACCGCCUGAGGAGCUUCACCGUGCGCACGGUCAACAACCCGUCCGCCAGCUGGGCCGAGCUCACCGCCCCCUACAGCGUUAGGAACCUCAGCGAGUCCUCACUCACCCAGUACGAGCUGGACAACUUGAGCAAAAACAAGCGCUACGAGAUCCGUCUGAGUGUGUACAACGCCGUAGGGGAGGGUCCCAUAAGCAAACCACAGGAAGUGUUUGUGGGGGAAGCAGUGCCCACUGCCCCACCCCAGAGCGUGUCUGUCCAGUCCUCCACUGCCUCUCAGCUGGACGUGACAUGGGAACCUCCUCCUCUAGACGCCCAAAAUGGAGACAUCCAAGGCUACAAGAUUUACUACUGGGAGUUCCAGCUGCAGAACGAGACGGAGCGCCUGCGGACGCUCUUCCUGCCCGAGGGAGGGGUGAAGCUGAAGAACCUGACGGGCUACACCACCUACAUGGUCAGCGUGGCCGCCUUCAACGCCGCUGGGGACGGACCGCGCUCGCCGCCCACCAGAGGGCGCACUCAGCAAGCAGCUCCCAGCGCUCCCAACUUCAUUCACUUCAGCGAGCUGACCACUACCUCGGUCAACGUGUCCUGGGGUGAGCCCAAGCACCCCAACGGCAUCAUCGAGGGCUACCGCGUGGUCUACGAGCCCUGCACACCCGUGGAUGACUCCUCUCCUCGCACUCCAGGUGUCAGUAAGGUUGUGACAGUGGAUGUGAAGGGCAGCACUCCACUCUGGAUGAAAGUCAAGGACCUGGCAGACGGCGUGACCUACAACUUCCGCAUCCGAGCCAAAACUCUGACAUACGGGCCAGAAGUGCAAGCCAACAUCACCACAGGGCCUGGAGAAGGGGCCCCAGGCCCUCCUGGAGAGCCAUUUAUUACCCGCUAUGGCAGUGCACUCACACUGCACUGGACCAGUGGCGAUCCCGGACGAGCCCCCAUCACACGCUAUGUAAUUGAGGCUAGGCCAUCGGAUGAGGGCUUGUGGGAUAUUCUGAUUAAAGACAUUCCCAAAGAGGUUACAUCCUACACCCUUGACUUAGACAUGUUAAGGGAAGGAGUCACUUAUGACUUCCGGGUCAUUGGAGUGAAUGAUUACGGUUAUGGCUCUCCCAGUGCACCUUCUCCAUCUGUUUCUGCCCAGAAGAUCUCGCCGUUUUAUGAAGAGUGGUGGUUCCUGGUGGUGAUCGCGCUUGUGGGGCUGAUAUUCAUCCUUCUCCUCGUCUUCAUCCUCAUCAUUCGUGGACAGAGUAAGAAGUACACCAAGAAAUCUGACUCAGGUAACCACUCCAACUGCACGUCUCUGCCCCUGAGCCACGGAGAGAUGGUCAGGCUGGACGAGGGCCGCUUUCCAGCCUUGGAGCUCAACAACAGACGACUCUCCGUGAAGAACUCCUUCUGCCGCAAGAACGGCAUCUACACCCGGUCUCCACCAAGGCCUAGCCCUGGCAGCCUGCACUACUCUGACGAGGACGUCAGCACCAAGUACAACGACCUGAUCCCGGCCGAGAGCAGCAGCCUUACGGAGAAGCCCUCCGAGAUCUCGGACUCCCAGGGUAGCGACAGCGAGUACGAGAUGGAUCCCAACCGGCAGAAGACCCACUCCUUCGUCAACCACUACAUCAGUGACCCCACCUACUACAACUCGUGGCGGCGGCAGCAGAAGGGCGUCUCCCGCCCCCCAGCGUAUGGCUACGGGCAGCCCGACAUCGUGGCGGAGCCCGAGUCCCGACCACAGCCACCUCCCCUUCCCCCCCUACCUCCCCUCCUGCCCCAGCAGAGCAACCCCUCCCCCCAGCCUCAGCAGGGCCCUGUCCUGGGACAGGGCGGCACCCUGUUCAGGUCCAAGGGCAGCCGGACUCCCACCCCAUCGCUGCUGUCCUCGGAGACCCACAGCCAGCACAGCACUCUCUACAGGCCACCAAGCAGCCUGGGGUCAGCCAAUCAGGCACCUCCCACGGGAUUCUCCUCUUUCGUUUGACACCAGACUCUCAUUCUGAUGACAGCAGUAGUGCCAACAUCAGACCUAGCCUAGGUCACCUAGGGUUUUGGACUUAAGUUAGAUGUUGUUGGUUUGUUAUCAUCUUUUUAUUUGCUGUUUUUAUUCAUUUAUUUUUUUUAUGUAAUUCUAUUGGCAUAGGAAGGUGUCACACAAUGUGGCGAGCAAACAAAAUUUGCGUUUGAUUUUCAUUUUCCCCUUGUGUGGGUGUGUGGGUGUGUGUUUGAGCUUUUUUUCUGAAAAACAAAACAAAACAAAAAAAAAAAAACAGACAAUCAUUCAGAGAGAACAUUUCUGUUGCUUGAACUGAUGGAUUACGUCACCAAAACAUUUAUUUUAGGAUGAUUGUGAGAUUCAUCAAAAUAAUCAUGUUACUUAACAAAGGUAUACUGUAUGUUCUAAGAAUAGUUUGUGACUGAGAUUGAUACAUAUGCCCUUGUUCCUAACUCCAGAAUAUAAUAUAGCAGCUGUUUUUCAAAACACAUUCUUGCAUUCUUCCACAGCCAGAUACUUGAUGAUCACAAUAUCAAGAGUUAUUACAGCUUUGAAGUAUGUAAAUACACGCAUAUGGGGGGGAAAUCUUGGAUUAAUCCCUCAUACUCCUGUCAGAAUUCUAGUAUGUGUUUUGGAAAAAAGGGCCAAUGUAAAGCAGGGAUAAAAUGGAAGCUGGAUAUCAAGUUUGAAACAGGGCCAUAGCAUGAAAUGCUAUUAAGGCCUGAUGCUGUCUUCAUUUCUGUGCAUCUUUGAUACCCUUUGGGAUUGUGACUGUAAUAUGCUGUUUAUUUUAUUUAUUUCCUGCAAAUAGUAUAAUAAUAGCACUUUGCUCAUUAAUUAACAUUAUCACAAUAGAGUUGUGGCAAUGGUAAGAUUUUGCACAGUCAGAGGACAAGUUUAAUUUGUUGAGGUUAGUCAGCCAGCAUGACAUGAUUGUGGAACAAGUUUGUAUUUUCGUAGAUCAUAUCAUUAUAUGGGGCAUCAUGAUCAGAUAGGCCUAGCUGCUCAUGACUGUAGCCCUGAAUUGACACACUAAUAUGCAAUUGAUCCAGCAUAGAAUCCUACUAGCAUUGCAGUGGUAGUACAGUGUAUGGGAGUGCAUUCCUGUUUCCUCAGAGGUUGUGUCUGUUCUGUAUCAGUCAUUACUAUCAUUGUUGAAUGCUUGUCUUUUAAUGCUCUUAAGCUGGUCCAGUGUUUUUUUGCUCUCUCUUUGUCUUGCUCUCUCCAGUAUGUAAUUUCAGCAAGUGGUGGUAUGGGUCGUUGCCAACCAGUUACAUCAGAAGGCUUCUGCCUCAGCUUCUGUGUGAUGUCCCCAAGACACAGAUGGCUUCUUCGUUGUCCUUGUGUUGAUGAAGUCAAAAGUGUUUUUGUUGCUUUGUGUUUAUUUCAAGAGGAUGUGCACAGACACAAACUAAAACUCAGAGCCAGCACACAAGUUAAGCGUUAUUAUGUGGACUCGUGUCUAUAGACGCUUGGAGGUUCGCUGAUGCUUUUUGGGACGUCCAAUGUCAUUCUCAUGGACAACGGUGCAUGGUGUGACUACCCAGCAAACUGUACUGCAUGACUUUGCAGUAAAAGAGACAGAAAGUGUAUGGUUAAACUGUGCAUCUGUUCAUGUGUACAGAUUUGUCAAUAAGGACCUGUAAGAACAUGCUAUGUCCAUAUACCGUGAAUCUGUUCUCACUAUGGAACAGGAAGAACAAGGAAAGACAGUCCCUUGCCAUCUCACCAAAAAAUGCAUUAUGAUGUCUUUCUUUCUACUUACAUUGUGCAAACCUUUACUGAAUAUACUGUAGAAUGUGUUUUUCAACUUGUCACGAUAUCCGAGUGUACACGUGCUUAUGAAGCAAAGUCACAAUAAGAAUUCUGAUGAAUAAUUCAUUUACACUCUUAUUUUAAGUGAGAUUAUGGU